CAUGGGUGAUUCUCCAACUUGUCGAUGAUAGAGAUAGAAGCUCUCUAUUGAAACAUCCUCCUGAUGAAGCAUAUAUUCUCUUCAGAAGAAAAGAUGCCAUUUGAGGUUUCAAUUCAUCCACGAGUCUUGGGAUGGUUCCCAUGGCCAGGAGGUUCAAUGAUAUAAACAAACCAUAAACAGAAGAUGAACUUCAAAAUUCAUGAACCAAAAGAAAUGGCGAAGACAGUUGCAGAGCUGGUAUUCAUCCCUGCACCAGGGGUUGGUCAUAUCAUGUCCACCAUCGAGAUCGCAAAACUGCUAGUGAAUCGAGAUCAGAAACUUUCCAUCACCGUUCUUGUGAUUAAGCCGCCUCCAAGCUCGGGUUCUGGCUCGGCUAUCACCACCUACAUCGAAUCAUUGGCUAAGAAGUCUAUAGAUCGCAUAUGCUUCAUUGAACUCCUUCAAGAUGAAACUCUGCCAAUCCGCGACCCGAAAGCUCCCAUGACUUUCUUCAAUAAAUUCAUCAACAGUCACUGCAAAUAUGUUAGAAAUGUCGUGGCCGACAUGAUGACUCAACCGGGUUCCACCCGGGUCGCUGGGUUCGUCAUCGACAUGUUUUGCCUAGCCAUGAUUGAUGUGGCGAAUGAGUUUAACGUUCCAACCUACGUAUUCUUUACUUCUAAUGCCGCAUUUCUUGGCUUUAAGAUGUACCUCGAAAUCUUCUGUGAUGAUCAGAACCAAGAUGUUGAAUUGAGCAACUUGGGUGCUAUGAUACCAGUUCCAAGUUUCAUCAAGCCGGUGCCAACAAAGGUCUUUCCUUCCAUCAUGCAUACUAGAGAAGGGCUGGACAUAGCUCUUGGGUUAUCCCGGAAACUGAGAAAGGCCAAGGCGAUCAUGGUAAAUACAUUCUUGGAAUUGGAAACACAUGCAGUUGAAUCAUUGUCUUCUGACAGCAGUAUCCCACCUGUUUAUACGGUUGGGCCGAUACUCAACCUAGAAGGUGGUGCCGGAAAACCAUUGGACGAUGAUGUCAUGCGGUGGUUGGAUAGUCAACCACCAUCUUCAGUGGUGUUCUUGUGUUUUGGGAGUAUGGGAAGUUUUGAGAAGGUCCAAGUAAACGAGAUUGCACAUGCUUUGGAGCGGAGUGGCCACCGUUUUGUGUGGUCCCUACGUCGACCUCCAUCGAAUGAAACACCAAACAGCAAUCCGAGUGAUUACGAGGACCUAAGAGUGGUGUUGCCGGAAGGAUUCCUGGAGCGCACUGCAAGAAUCGGGAAAGUGAUCGGGUGGGCUCCACAGGUUAAGUUGCUUGCUCACCAUGCCGUGGGAGGCUUCGUGUCCCACUGCGGGUGGAACUCAAUGUUGGAAAGUUUGUGGUUUGGAGUACCAACCGCAACAUGGCCAAUAUACGCCGAACAGCAGAUGAAUGCAUUUGAAAUGGUGGUGGAGCUGGGAUUGGCAGUGGAUAUUAAAAUGGAUUAUACGGGGAAUGCGCAUUUUAACACCAAGGCCGAGAUAGUGACGGUAACAGCGGAUGAGAUAGAGGAUGGCAUACGGCAGCUGAUGGCGGAUGACACGAUCAGAAAAAAAGUGAAAGAGAUGAGCGAAAAGAGCAGAGCAGCGGUGACGGAAGGCGGUUCAUCGUAUGCUUCUGUUGGCCGUCUCAUUCAGGAUUUUAUUAGAAACGUCUCCUGAGUUGGACUGUGUAUCUUCAUGGUUUGUUCAUUGUUGUUACGGGUGUCUAUAAGACGCAUUAUCUUCUUAUAUCCAAACUGUGACCAUC
Molecule: messenger RNA, 1762 nt
Organism: Cynara cardunculus var. scolymus (artichoke)
Lineage: Eukaryota; Viridiplantae; Streptophyta; Magnoliopsida; Asterales; Asteraceae
Product: anthocyanidin 3-O-glucosyltransferase 2-like
Exons: 2
Coding region: 184-1674 (496 amino acids)
Molecular function (GO): UDP-glycosyltransferase activity
Source: RefSeq, a predicted model, not a curated record